GGUUUGUUUUGUUUUGUUUGCGCAACCCGACCUAAACUCAUGCCUCUUUGUAACCACCAAUCAAUCGAGAGAAUGGAGGAAGAAAGAUGGCCACCGCGGGCGAAGAAGAUGAAAGUGUCUCCGUCGUCGUCUGGGUUAUGGUCGCUGCCAGAUGAGGUGGUAGUUAACUGCCUGGCUCAGGCUCAAAUCUCGAGAUUUGACCUGGCGGCCUUAGCAAUCGCCUCAAAGAGCCACCGGUCUCUGGUGUCGUCCCCUGAGCUCUUGGAAUUGAGACGGCGGAUGGGUUGCACCGAGACGUGUUUGUACGUAUGUAUGCGCAUCUCUCCUGACCCCUCGAGCCCACCAGGUUGGUUCAUCCUCAGCCCUCACCAUCGCCUGAACCCGAUCCCGUCGAACCCUUGUCAGGCUCCGGAAUCAUCCUCUUACGUGGCGGUGGAUGGAGGGAUCUAUGUUUUGGGUGGACUCAUAGACGGCCAUCGCACUCAAGAUGUCUGGUUCCUAGAUUGUUUCUCUCACACAUGGAACCGUGCCCCCUCAAUGAAGAUGCCUCGUGCUUCCGCAUCAGCAAACCUCGUCGACGGGAGGAUAUACGUUUCUGGAGGGUGUGUAGAGGAGAAAGCUAAUCCCAUAAACUGGUCAGAGGUUUUCGAUCUAAAGACCCAAACGUGGGGUCACUGGUAUCUCCCCAAGUUGCGAUUCAGUUUCUGCCAGAGUGUGGUGAUAGAGGAGGAGAAGAAGGUUUACGCUGUUGACGAGGGGCGUCGAAGCUUCUACUUAUUGCCAAGUGAGUGUUUGUUUUGGAGGUUCAGCAAAACAAGUGACGACUUUAUUCCAGGAACCAGAAACGAUUGGUGUGCUAUAGGGAAGCUUUUGUUCUGUCGUGGUACUUGCGGGAGAAUACUAUGGUGUGAGCCUAGUGAGUUGCUUUGGAAACCAGUCAUGGGUUUGGAAGAGCAUUAUGAUAUAUGCAGACUCAGCACCAACUCUGCUGGAAACAUUGUCAUCUUCUGGAACUCCCAUCUUCGUCAGACUUGGCUUUGGUCUGCCGAGAUUUCCUUGCGGAGGGAACAAGGCGAGAUUUGGGGUAAGAUGGAAUGGUCCGAUGCUGUCUUCAAACUUGAUUCUCUCUCACACUCAUCUAAGAUCUUAUUCUCUGCUUCUGUUCUUGUGUCUGCUAAAUGACACUAUAAUUUAUCUGGUCAAGCACCCUCACCCUUAUUUGUAUUGGCUCUUCUUUUUCUUUCUUAUUAUCGACGCUGGUUUGUAUUUAAUUAAUUAAAAAAGACCACUGGGGUCGAGUUUGAGAUACAACUAUUGCAAAAGAAACCAAAAAAAGUCAUACCUGUGUCUUCAACGUGAGUUGAACUACACCUUGUGUCUUCA
Brassica oleracea var. oleracea is the source of this 1383-nucleotide messenger RNA. RefSeq names its product F-box/kelch-repeat protein SKIP6-like. Lineage: Eukaryota; Viridiplantae; Streptophyta; Magnoliopsida; Brassicales; Brassicaceae. The record is from RefSeq and is a predicted model, not a curated record. Bases 40 to 1182 code for a protein of 380 amino acids. Gene Ontology annotation, molecular function: protein binding. The transcript has a single exon.